Messenger RNA from Linderina pennispora, 1488 nucleotides. Its product is annotated as MFS general substrate transporter. The transcript is spliced from 3 exons. Gene Ontology annotation, molecular function: transmembrane transporter activity. Lineage: Eukaryota; Fungi; Kickxellomycota; Kickxellomycetes; Kickxellales; Kickxellaceae. Gene Ontology annotation, biological process: transmembrane transport. Bases 1 to 1488 code for a protein of 495 amino acids. The record is from RefSeq and is a predicted model, not a curated record.
AUGCUCGAGCACAACUAUGGUGGGCCAACGGCGGUCCAAAGUUUCGCCAUUAUGAGUGACGCAUUAAAGAUGGCACCAGGCCAGGACAAACACACUGACGGGGGUAAAUUGGUGCUGGCCUGUUCUUCGUCACCUUCGCUCUCUUCUGCACAUCCAGAAAAGCUGGCCAUUAAAUAUCUCCCUUACUCGCCGUUCUCAAACAGGCGUAAAAUGACGAUCGUUCUGGUCAUUGCAGUUUCCGCGCUUAUCAGCCCGCUCGCUGCCAACACAUACUACCCAGCGAUUCACGAGACACAAAGAGAGCUUCACACAUCCAAGGGCGGGAUCGAUGCUACCAUCCAGGCUGUAUUCCCGUUGCUUUGGAGUGUUUUCUCGGAUAAUUUCGGCCGACGCUUUGUAUACCUUGGGUCGCUCAUGGUCUUCAUCGCUGGCAGCGCUGGAUGUGCUGGAUUAAAGAACCUCGCUGGUAUGAUUGUUUGCCGUAUCAUCCAGGCAUGCGGCGCGUCUGCCGUGCAGGGUUCUGGUGCAGGAACUAUUGCCGAUAUCUACGAGCGCGAGCGUCGCGGUACAGCCUUGGGCCUGUAUUGCCUUGGUCCACUGUUUGGCACCUCGCUGGCUCCUCUGAUCGGUGGAUUCUGCGCAGAGAAACUUGGCUUUCGUUGGAUUUUCUGGAUUCUAGCCAUCUUUGGCGAGACCCACCGCCGCGCUAUGUCCGAAAAGUAUGACACCCAGCCGAUCAACAUCCCGGUUAAGCGCAGCCUCAUUGGCAAGCGCAGCAAUCCGCUUCGGGCAAUCAAGCUCCUCAAGCUCCCGAAUGUCUCCAUUGUCUGCUUUCAGAUUGCAAUGUCGUUUGGCAUCCUGUACGGCCUUGCCAGCAUCAAUGCUACGGCCAUUGAGGAUAUCUACAACCUUAGCCCCGGGCAGACCGGCUUGGGCUAUAUCGGCAUGGGUGGUGGAAACAUUAUUGGUGCCUUUGUUGGUGGCCGCGUUACCGACCUUCAGAUUCGUCGCGAGCAACGCCAGAUCAAGCCUGCCACUGUCGAGACUGGGGGAAUCACUAGUCCGCAGUCACCCGGAAGGAGUCCCGAGAUCCGCAUUGCUUCGUCGUGGGUCGGCGGACUUGUCCUGCUUGCUGGAACUCUGAUGAACGGGUGGUUUAUCCAGAAGAGGGUCCAUUUGGCUGGCGUCAUUAUUGCUCAGUUUAUGAUCGGUGUUGGCACCAGCUUCCAGUUCAACCAGAUGUGCAGCUACUUUGUUGACCUGUUUCCCACCAGCGCGGCCAGCAUCACCUCGGUUCAGAACCUAGUCCGUAAUUCAUGGACUGGCGCGUGCAUCGAGCUCCUGCCGACUAUGACUACCAGCAUAAACUGGGGGCCGACAUUCACUAUCUUUGCUGGUUUAGCGCUGGUCGGCAGUGUCCUUGUCGAGAUUGCUGCCAUCAAGGGGGAGUACAUCCGCCAGCGCUUCCAUUUCUCGCCGAAGCUCUAG